Molecule: messenger RNA, 2487 nt
Organism: Sugiyamaella lignohabitans
Lineage: Eukaryota; Fungi; Ascomycota; Dipodascomycetes; Dipodascales; Trichomonascaceae
Gene: SPC98
Product: Spc98p
Exons: 1
Coding region: 1-2487 (828 amino acids)
Biological process (GO): spindle assembly; cytoplasmic microtubule organization; meiotic cell cycle
Cellular component (GO): gamma-tubulin small complex; equatorial microtubule organizing center; centrosome
Molecular function (GO): gamma-tubulin binding; microtubule minus-end binding
Source: RefSeq, a predicted model, not a curated record
AUGAGUAGUAAUGACGACGAGAUAUUUGAUCUGGUGCAGAGACUAGUAUUGAGCGUUUUGCAGCCCGAUGCGUCUCAUCAGCGAGUGAACUUUCUGGCAGACGAAUGUAUGCAAUUAUUAGUGGAGGCUUCUGCCAAUAGAGAUAACCAAUAUUAUACGCUACAGGAUAUAGCUGGUGAUAUUGAAAAGCACCUUUUAGGACCCGGGACAGAUGUGGCAGUGCGAUUCAAUAACCUUCUAUCGCGGUUAGUGUCCAAUAGAAAUGUGAACAAUGUAUCUGAACAACUAGAGUUUUUGAGUUCUAUGGCAUAUGUUGAAAAUCAGGAUCAAGCUCUAGCAGCUGAAGCUAAUACGAAGUUUAAAGUUGCUGAUGAAAUUGAUUAUCAAAGAUUACCCCGUGGUCCAGGGAGCAGGCCGAGAAGUCGUGGCCCUGUAGACAUCAAUAGCCCUGGUAUCUACAUUCAGGCUCUACAUGAUGAGCAGGUUCCAUCUAUGGAGGAGCUGAUGAUAGACCUUCCAUUUGCGCUACAAGGAUUGAAAACGAAUCAUUUCAAAUGGAUCACAAAUAAGAACAGAGAUAGAAUUAGUGCUGGGUCAUCUCCUGGAGUGUCGCUUGAAAUCCCUUCAACCCUUCCAUUCCCUUUGAUCUCCCUGUCUUACCAGCUCUUAGAGCCAGGCCUCUUAUAUAAAGAGAUCAGGUCUAUGAUAGAGGCCAAGGAAACAGAAAGUGAUGAGAGCAAUGCUCGAGGAGGGACAGCGAAUGGAAGGACCGAGCAGGCACCGAGUCAUAGUACGCCAAUAUCAGCAGGACCAAGCCUACCACGACCAAGUCUCGUGCGACAAUCUCUGAAAAGUGCUAUUGACCAGGAACUUAAUUCGUAUCUUGCGUUAGUUGGAUAUAUUGAGAACGAGGCCCGAAAGACUAUGCGUGUCAACGAUUCAGAUGAUGCCACAACUGCAACAAGAACCGCUACUAGCGGACUGGACGAGUCCUCACACAAAUCCUUGUUGACAAUACGAAAAUGUGUUUCUCUUCUCAGAGAAGCCACAAUAGGACUGCGGCUUCUGCAUUCCAUUGUCAGGCAGUCUGAAUCACUGAAAGGUGGACAGAUUCUGUCCUUGCUCCACAAAAGUUCCUAUAAUGGAGAUGAAUAUAUAUCUCUGUUUGCUAAAAAACUACUUGGGAAAGUUUCUAAACCAUUUUAUGAAAUUCUAAGUGAAUGGAUCAGUAGCGGCCGACUGGUGGAUCCAUAUGGCGAGUUUUUUGUUCGAAUAGGAUCUGCGAAUGCCAUUUGGAAUAAUCGAUUUGUAUUCGACCAGGAUUUAGUGCCGAGUUUUAUGUCUGCAAAUAUAGCUCGUCAAGCUUUUGAAACUGGCAAGACGCUCUAUUUCAUCAGAGUUGCAUGUGAUGAUAACGAAUGGAUUGUUACAAGGCGAAGAGACCACAACCUAUGGGCAUCAAUAAACGACUAUACUAAAUUAGAAAACCAAAUAUUCCUGGGAUACGACCAGGUCGUUGAGCAUCUUAAUCAUUUAUUACGAACGAAAUUCCAUCUUGAUCUCCAUUUACAAGGACUGAAGGAUUAUCUAUUGUUAGGCAAGGGUGACUUUGUCCAAUUGCUAGUCGAAGAAGCAGCACCUACGCUAGACCAGCCAGCAGCAUCCUUAUUAAGGCACCACCUAACUUCCAUGCUGGAAACCGCUAUUCGUAGUUCUAAUGCACAAUUCGAUAGCCCGGAGGUGCUGAAAAGCGUGGACGCUCGUAUGCUAGAGCUGGGUCAUGGGGAUAUCGGAUGGGAGGUGUUCACUCUCGAAUACCGAGUAGAACAACCUCUAGAUAUUGUCAUCUUAGAUAGCCGAUCGUCGAGACAGUAUCUAAGAGUAUUCAACUUUUUGUGGAGAAUCAAAUGGGCUAGCUUUUCACUAUACUAUGUAUGGAAGCUGCUAGCAAUUAGCCAUCGAGGCGGACAAGUGGAUAAAUCUUAUGAAGAGCCUUGGAGACAAGUUCGAUGUACCUGUCAGGAGAUGAUGCAUUUUAUAAGUGAGCUCCAGUACUAUAUCAACUACGAAGUAGUAGAAAUGUCAUGGUCAGCAUUACAGAAGGAGCUUGCCAAGGGAGGUGGACGACUUACUGUCGACGAAACCAUCGAAUCGCAUCGCAAAUACCUGAAACAAAUCACUCACAAAGGUCUACUUGGUGGUGGCAGUCUUAUUGGUGAACUUCACGAAAUUAUAAAGGAUGUGCUCUCGUUCCGAAGUCUUGUCGAGGGAAUGCAUAACCUGUCAACUCCAAGAACUACAGACGAACUGGCCCGCUUUGAAACGUUGCUGAAAGGAAUUAACGGGCUCCAGCACAAUUUUGCAACCAACGUGGAAAACCUAGUACACAAACUCAAGCAGGAAGAAGAUAGUGAGAUGCGUUUCCUAGCUGUCCGUCUGGACUUUAAUGGCUACUAUACACGUCAACGAUUGCUACGAACUAAAUAA